GUAGCUUUUGGUUCUUAUUGACAGUAAAUAAAAGCUGUUGUACCAACUUUGAAGAUGUUAAGUGAUUGAAUGACUGUAAGCAGGUUUGCCUUCAGAAGAGUUUUGAACGAUGACAAGAGCCUUUGUGCCAUUCAUAACUCUAGAGAAAGCCGUGAAUAGAAAAUUCCAAUCGUUAUUUCUGCUUUAUACAGUGAUUUCAUAGCAUAUCUUUUGACCUAGUAGAAAUUUCUGACCUCCCUGUACAGACUGUGGAAGAGUUUGACGCUGAGUAUUACAAUUUGCUGAAGACUGACAGCAAUGAAGCUAUCAACUUAAGGGGGUACAUUAAUGACUCCCAGGACCCGUUUGUGUAUUCCUACCACUGUCACGAGGGGAUGCUUACUUUGGCAUAUGCCUUGAAUAAGACAAUUGCCGGUAUGGAUGAUAAUCAUUUAUGUGUCACUUGUGAGAGAGUUAAUGGUUCAGAUCUUGCUGAGAAUGAGACGCUAAACAGAGAAGCUGCAGAGGAAAGCGGUCUUCCUGAAGGAGAGACCUUCACAAUGGCCAACUUCACCUAUGCCAACUCGGGGAUUGUGACACGGAUGUUUGAACACCUCCAGAACACCUCAUUUCAAGGAAUAACUGGGAAUGAAGUGAAGUUUGAUGCAGAUGGCAUACGUGACAUUGAGACUGUGGCCAUUCUACAGUACCAAAGAGACUCUAAUGGCUCACUAAACCGGAUAGAGGUUGCAACUGUGAAAGGCACAAACAGCACUUUCUACUCAACAUCUGAUUUGGUCCUCCCAUAUGGUAUUCCUUAUGAUGGAGUACCAUUUAAGGAUGUGGUGACAGUCUCAGUUGCUCUGACAGUGGUCUAUGUCAUUCUGGCCACUGCUGGACUAGUGUUUGCUGUGGCCUGCGUUUUGUUCACACUCGUAUUUCGAAAAAAGAAAUUGAUUCGACUCUCCAGUCCUAACCUCAACUACCUGAUUGGACUGGGAGCUAUAGUUCUCUACUUGAAUGUUAUAGUUCUGGUCAUCCCUACCACAAACCCAGAGUUUGCUGCAGUACUCUGCAAUUUCAAUCCCUGGCUGACUUCUCUUGGCUAUUCCCUCUGCUACGGCACAAUCCUCAUCAAGAUGAUUAGAGUCUGGCUCAUCUUCAACAAACCCCUCGGCUUGAAGGCUACCUUUCUGCAAGACUAUGCGAUGGUGCUGUUUGUUCUGAGUCUUGUUGUCAUUGACGUAGUUAUUCUUGGGGUAUACACCCUCACUGAGAUGGUGAAGGGGGACCUGGGAGUCAAACUCACCCCUAACAGAGAGAUGCCAGAAGAAAUUAUUGGGCCCACAGCUGAGAUCCAUGAGAAUUUUCUCUAUGAGUGUGAAUCGAAGGGACGAGUUGUUCUCUACGCAGUUCUCUUUGGGUACAAGGGUCUUUUGACUGUUAUUGCUCUCCUGCUUGCCUUCCACACUCGCAAAGUGAAAGUCAAGGGUCUGGACGAUUCUAAGUACAUUGCAGCUUCCAUCUACGUCACAAGUAUUGUGUUGGCCGUUAUCAUUGUCUCCACCUAUACUCUGAAUGACUAUGUGAAUGCCUACCCAGCUGUGGUGGGGGUUGGAUUCUUAUUUGGAACCACAGUGAUUCUGGCCCUUGUUUUUACACCAAGAAUGGUAGAACUGUACAAGGAUCCUGAAGGAGACAAAAUAAUGAUAGGCAUGAGCUCCACCCUCAACCGUGGGAGUGAAAACGAGGUCAUAGAGCUGAGACGGAGGAUCAGUGAGCUGGAAAAGAACCUUAAGCAGCGGUCAUCGUCGUUAAUUUCUGCCAAUUCUGACACCCUUCCUGCUGAGUGUAACGGAGGAGACCAAAGAAGAUACAUAGAGGUGGAAUCAAAACUAACCAGAAACGACCAGCCAAGCUCAAAUGGCCCUCACAGAAAUCAGAAAUCACGCAUGUUUAUCCAAGAUACUCUGACUGUGUAAAUAAUUCAUACUAAUUUUUGCAAAUGGUUUUUAUAUAUUCAUUACAAGUUUUGCAUAUUAUAUAUGUACAUAUAUCUCAUUUGGGAAAAGUAAUUUUACAAC
Molecule: messenger RNA, 2063 nt
Organism: Geodia barretti
Lineage: Eukaryota; Metazoa; Porifera; Demospongiae; Tetractinellida; Geodiidae
Source: the annotation of a GenBank genome assembly